Molecule: messenger RNA, 3026 nt
Organism: Acanthochromis polyacanthus (spiny chromis)
Lineage: Eukaryota; Metazoa; Chordata; Actinopteri; Pomacentridae
Gene: txnrd3
Product: thioredoxin reductase 3
Exons: 16
Coding region: 262-2058 (598 amino acids)
Biological process (GO): cellular response to oxidative stress; glutathione metabolic process; cell redox homeostasis
Cellular component (GO): mitochondrion; cytosol
Molecular function (GO): flavin adenine dinucleotide binding; thioredoxin-disulfide reductase (NADPH) activity; glutathione-disulfide reductase (NADPH) activity
Source: RefSeq, a predicted model, not a curated record
GUAAUAUCGAGCGCACCCAAAGCAAUGAUAAAAGACGUUUGGCGCGGUUGGUAGACUAGCUGCUGACAGCGGAGGGAGAGCAGCCGAGGUCAGGAUCGUCGUUCGGCUGCUUUAAUACCCUCACAGAGAAACAACCAAGAGACUGAAAAAAAGAAAGAGAGAGAAAGACAGAGUUGGUGCUCCUGAAGUUCUUUCCCGUCAUUCUGCCGUCAACCCUCUAUCGAAGCUUGCCCUGCGCAGGCAGACGGAAAUACCUUGAAAAUGCCUCCCAUCGACACCGAGAAGAAUGAACUCAAAACUCGGAUACAGGAGCUUAUCGACACCAAUCAAGUGAUCGUUUUUAGCAAAAGCUACUGUCCAUUUUGUGUAAAGGUAAAAGACUUGUUCAAAGAGCUGAAAGUCGAGUGCAAGGUGGUGGAGCUGGAUCUCAUAGAGGAUGGAACAAACUACCAGGAGAUGCUGCUUGAGAUGACUGGACAGAAAACCGUACCAAACGUCUUCAUCAGUAAGACGCAUGUUGGCGGCUGCGACAAAACACUGCAGGCCCAUAAAGACGGCAGCCUGCAGCAGCUUCUGAACGGAGAACAUGAAGCUUACGACUACGACCUGAUCGUCAUUGGAGGAGGCUCUGGAGGCCUGGCCUGCUCAAAGGAAGCCGCUAAUUUGGGGAAGAAGGUCAUGGUACUUGACUAUGUGGUGCCCACACCAAAAGGAACCACCUGGGGUCUCGGUGGAACCUGCGUGAACGUUGGCUGCAUUCCCAAGAAGCUGAUGCACCAGACGGCUAUGCUGGCCACAGCCAUGCAGGACGCCCGCAAGUUCGGCUGGGAGUUCGACGAGACAGUGAAACACAACUGGGACACGAUGAAGACGGCAGUCAACAACUACAUUGGCUCGCUGAACUGGGGUUACAGGGUGGCACUGAGAGACAAGAAUGUCAACUAUGUCAACGCCUAUGCAGAAUUCAUUGAACCACACAAAAUCAAGGCGACAAACAAACGAGGGAAGGAGACGUUUUACACAGCAGCCAGGUUUGUGUUGGCUACGGGUGAGAGGCCACGCUACCUGGGCAUCCCUGGAGACAAGGAGUACUGCAUCACCAGUGACGACCUCUUCUCGUUGCCUUACUGCCCUGGAAAGACGCUGGUGAUCGGGGCGUCGUACGUGGCUCUGGAGUGUGGCGGCUUCCUGGCCGGCCUGGGACUAGACGUCACCAUCAUGGUGCGGUCCAUCCUGCUGAGGGGCUUCGACCAGGACAUGGCUAACCGUGCCGGAGAGCACAUGGAGGAGCACGGUGUCAAGUUCCUCCGCAAAUAUGUCCCUACAAAGAUUGAGGAGCUGGAAGCAGGCACUCCAGGCAGGCUGAAGGUGACAGCCAAGUCUACAGAAUCCGACGAGGUCAUCGAGGGCGAGUACAACACUGUGUUGAUAGCAGUGGGCCGAGACGCAUGCACUGACAAGAUUGGCCUGGACAAGGCAGGGGUCAAAGUCAACCCAAAGAAUGGAAAAAUUCCAGUGAACGAUGAGGAGCAGACAAAUGUGCCUCACAUCUACGCCAUCGGAGACAUUCUGGAGGGAAAGUGGGAGCUGACACCUGUCGCCAUCCAGGCUGGCAAGCUGUUGGCACGACGUCUCUAUGCGGGAUCAGCAGUGAAGUGUGACUACAUCAAUGUUCCCACCACUGUUUUCACCCCGCUGGAGUACGGCUCCUGUGGCCUGUCGGAGGAGAAGGCUAUUGAACUGUACGGGCAGGACAACAUCGAGGUGUAUCACAGUCUGUUCUGGCCUUUGGAGUUCACUGUGCCCGGCAGGGACAACAACAGAUGCUACGCCAAGUUAAUCUGCAACAAGCUGGACAAUGAUCGAGUCAUCGGAUUCCACUACCUCGGCCCGAAUGCAGGAGAAGUCACACAGGGCUUCGGUGCAGCCAUGAAAUGCGGUGCCACCAAAGAGCAGCUGGACGGCACCAUCGGCAUCCACCCGACCUGUGCUGAGAUCUUUACCACUUUGGCCGUGACGAAGAGCUCCGGCAACGACAUCACCCAGGCUGGCUGCUGAGGUUAAACCCUGCUCGUUUAGCGGGCUGCUCUCACUUUAAACUCCACUUUGAAACUCCCUCCUCUUCGAUGCCAGGCAGCCUUCAAAAGCUCAGCCUCAUUUCCAGGCACUUCUCAGGACAAACCUAACAUCAUUUCCAGCGUCUGAAUGAGUGAAAGCGCUCAUUUAGGGAGCUAAGUGGCGACUGGUAGAGGCCGAGUCUCUGGCUGAGGGAGUUUUGCUCUGAGGGCAGCCUGCUGAACAGCGGGGUUACUCUGCUAUUUUAGUGGACUCCACCAGUGUGUCCUUCUCAGAGGAAGCACCAGCACACAUUACUGCUGAGUAUAUGUGUGUUUGGGCUGUUUUUGACAUCCUUGCCCGUAACCUGAAAUCCUGAGGUGGGCUGGGAUCGAUGUCUCUGUAGAAGCACCUGGUGACGGUCCAAACCCUUCGUCCAACCCCCAACUUCAAACACUUCUCACUUACCCUCCAGAGGGUACUCAAACUCAAAUCUACAGAUUUAAAUUGACACCAGAAUGGAUUCACGGCUGCGGUAGAAUAUCACUGCGCCUUUUUCAUUCCUGAAAGAUUAAUCUGAGAUGUAUGCAUGUCGUUGUCAAUAUUUAUAUUUGCUUCAUGGAGGCGUCAGAGUUUUCUUCCUCGGAGACCACUCUGUCUCUGCAGAGGUGUAAACACCAUGCAGAUCUGCGUCUUUCAACUCAGAAACACUUUGAAACGACUGAAAGGAAAGUUCAAACUAAAUUGUACCGACAGUUUUUACUCAGUUAAUUUAAUGCUUGUGUGUUGCUUCUCGCUGUUUGCCUCUGCAUUACGUGUAUGUAAAAGAUAUAUUGGAUCCUGUAAAGGACGGUAUUCUGGCUGCUGUUAGUGAGUGACAUUGGUCAUCUGUGUAAAUGACUUGUUUGUUGGUGUCAGACCACUAUAGACUACUUUCUCUCAACAUUUAAUAAAGGAUGGAUUCACCUUCA